CGGACAGAGCAGCCGGGAGAUCAGAGGAGAAGGGUGUGAUGGAGUCAUGGCCCUUUGGUUGCGGAACUCACACCCAGAGCGUGGACAGCACCAACUACCUCGACGUUUUAGAAGAAAAAGAGAACUCAGGGCUCAACUGGGAGGUGAAGGCCAACAACCGCUACUUCCACUGGCAGUUUAAGGAGACAGGCUUCCCGUGCUGCAAAAGAAACAAGUAUAAGACCAACAUCAUCCGCACGGCCAAGUACAACAUCUUCACCUUCUUGCCGCUGAACCUGUACGAGCAAUUCCACCGGCUCUCCAACCUCUACUUCCUCUUCAUCAUCAUCCUGCAGGGCAUCCCCGAGAUCUCCACGCUGCCCUGGUUCACCCUGUUCGCCCCGCUGCUCUGCCUGCUGUUCAUCCGCGCCUCCCGAGACCUGGUGGAUGACAUCGGACGACACAGGAGUGACACUGCCAUCAACAACAGACCCUGCCAGAUCCUGAUCGGGAAAAGCUUCAUCUGGAGGAGGUGGGAGGACCUGUGUGUGGGAGACGUGGUGUGCUUGCGCAAGGACAGCAUUGUCCCGGCCGACAUGCUCCUGCUGUCCAGCACUGAGCCCAGUAGCUUGUGCUACGUGGAGACAGCGGACAUUGACGGGGAGACCAACCUGAAGUUCAGACAGGCGGUGGCAGCCACCCACCACGAGCUGAGGAGCAUACGAAGGAUGUCGAACUUCCAAGGGAAGGUGGUGUGUGAGAAACCCAACGGCCGCAUGCACCACUUCGUGGGCAGCCUGGACUGGAGAGGCAAGAAGUACCCGCUGGACAGCGGCAACAUCCUCCUGCGUGGCUGCAAGAUCCGCAACACGGAUACCUGCUACGGACUCGUCAUCUACGCGGAUGGGUGUAUGGAUAGAUGGGUGGGUUUCGACACAAAGAUCAUGAGGAACUGUGGCAAGAUCCACCCGAAGAGAACGAAGCUGGACCGCCUGAUGAACAGGCUGGUGGUCCUGGAGAACCCCUACCUGUGGAACGAGUUUGCGGAUGCGAAGCUGCUUUUCUACAACAAGGAGCUGCUGGACACCGUGCGGGCCGACCAGGACGCAGUGGUGCGGGAGUUCUGGCGCGUACUGGCCCUGUGCCACACCGUCAUGGUUCGGGAGCACAACAGUGAGAAGCCUGAGCAGCUCCAGUACCAGGCCGCAUCCCCUGAUGAGGAGGCCCUGGUCACUGCUGCCCGCAACUUCGGCUACGUGUUCCUGGGGCGGACGCAGGACACCAUCACGGUGAUGGAGCUGGGGCAGGAGCGGGUCUACGAGGUGCUGGCCAUGAUGGACUUCAACAGCGUCCGCAAGCGCAUGUCUGUGCUGGUCCGCAACCCAGAGGGGUCCAUCUGCCUGUACACCAAGGGCGCGGACAUGGUCAUCUUCGAGCGCCUGUGCAAGAAGGACAUGACAGAGGUGGCCACGGAGGAGGCCCUGUUCACCUUCGCAGAGCAAACCCUGCGGACACUGUGCUUGGCCUACAAGGAGGUGGACCCGGAUGUGUACGCUGCGUGGCAGCAGCGACACCAGGAGGCCAGCCUGCUGCUGAAGAGCCGGGCGCAGGCCCUGCACCUCUUGUACGAUGAGAUGGAGCAAAACCUUCAGCUGCUGGGAGCCACAGCCAUUGAGGACAGACUGCAGGAUGGCGUCCCUGAGACCAUCAAGUGUCUCAAGGAUGGCAACAUCAAAGUGUGGGUGCUGACGGGGGACAAGCAAGAGACAGCGGUGAAUAUCGGCUUUGCCUGCCAGCUGCUCACCGAGGACAUGGUCAUCCUAGAGGAGAAUGAGAUCACCCGCAGGAUGGAUGCCAGCUGCGACAGCGACAGCAACCUGCAGGCCUCCAAGAUCCGCCUCCCACUGCAGCUCAAGACGGCCAUGGUCAUCACGGGGGACUUCCUGGACCAGCUGAUGACCCCCGACCUGUACCAAAAGCCCCAGGCCAGCCUGCCCCCCACAGGGCAGGUGGAGGAGUCCUGGCAGGAGCCCGGCCAGCCGCAGGACACGUGGUGGACCGGGCGGCUGCCCAGGCUGUGGCGCUCCGUGGUGAGCCAGCUGAGGGCCUGCCGGAUGGGGGUCUACGCAGAUUCGGAGAGCGCUAAGCCCCUCGAGAGCCUCCAGGUGCAGCGCGAGCGGGCCUUCGUGGACCUGGCCUUGCGCUGCCAGGCGGUCAUCUGCUGCCGGGUGACGCCCAAGCAGAAGGCCCUGAUCGUGAAGCUCAUCAAGAGGCACAAGGGCGGCGUCACCUUGGCCAUUGGGGACGGGGCCAACGAUGUGAACAUGAUCAAAACGGCAGACAUCGGUGUGGGACUGGCGGGCCAGGAGGGCAUGCAGGCUGUGCAGAACAGCGACUACGUCCUGGCCCAGUUCGCCUACCUACAGCGCCUGCUGCUGGUUCACGGGCGCUGGUCCUACCUGCGCGUCUGCAAGUUCCUGCGCUACUUCAUCUACAAGACGCUGGCCAGCAUGAUGUCCCAGAUCUGGUUCGCCUUCUACAAUGGCAUCACAGCCCAGCUCCUGUACUCCACCCUCCCCGUGCUCUACAUCGGGCUCUUUGAGCAGGACGUGAGUGCCCAGAAGAGCCUGCAGAUGCCGGAGCUGUACGUGGCGGGGCAGAAGGAACAGCUCUUCAACUACUGGGUCUUCUUCCAAGCCGUGGUCCACGGCAUGCUUACCUCGCUGAUCAACUUCUUCAUGACGCUGCUGGCCUGUUGGGACCGAGGGGAGCCGAGCCUCUGCGACUACCAGUCCUUUGGGGUCAUCGUGGCCCUCUCGAGCCUGCUGUCCGUCACCGUGGAGGUGAUCCUGAACAUCAAGUACUGGACCGUCCUGUCUGUGCUGGCCAUCGCCCUGAGCGGCGGCUGCUACGCCUUCAUGACCUACGUCUCGCAGAACGAGUGGUUCUUCAGGCUCUCCCCCCACACCUUCCCGUUUCUGUAUGCCGACCGUAAUGUCAUCUUAAAGCCCUUUGCCCUGCUGGUCAUCCUGCUGAACGUGGUCUUCAACACCCUGUGUGUCCUGGCCUUCCGCACCAUCUACCAGGUGGUCAAGAAGUUGCUGGUCAAGGUGGAGGAGGCCCCCCCGAGCGAGGAGGUCAUGGGGGAACCUAUUUCCUACCUGUACCGGGAGGCGCGCGUCCGGCGAUCCAGCUACGCUUUCUCCCACCGGGAGGGCUAUGCGGACCUCAUCACGCAGGGCACCAUCCUCCGGAGGGCCCGAGACGCCAACGAUGAGCUGGCGGGUGACGAGGACCAGCCCCCGCUGGAAUGCGAGGUGCCCCCGCUGCUCGGGGACAGCACGUGGCGCCCGAGGAGGACGUCCCUCCUGGGGAAGAGGAAGUCGUUGCACGUGGAGCCCAUCACCUCCGAGAUGCUGGUCCCCAUAUCCAGGAGUCGCUCCUCGGUUCCGAAGCAAGCCUCCACCCUCAAAGAGCAGGCAGCGCGGCCCACUGCCUCGAGGUCCGCCAAGCACUUGGGGGUUUCUUCUCCUGAGCAGAGGCCACACCCGCCUCAGGACAGGUCCCCAUCACCUGGGAGGAGGCCUACUCCUCCUCUUGAGGGCUGGUCAUCGCCCCCCUGGCAGACGCCACUGUCAUCUGAGCAAAGUAUCCCUUCUCCCGAGGAAAGCCUGCCGUCGACUUCUUUGCACCCCCCGCAGCCCUCGGACAGUCCAGCGGUGCCCCCUCCAGACCAGCCGCCCAAUGUGGGUAGCGAGCCGACCUUGCAAGAAAGGCUGUGGCUCUGGACACCCAGGAGGCUGACCUGGCCGUUCAGCUGGCUAAGGAAGCCCUUCCGAUGGGCGGAGGAGCCAGCAGCCCACCAGGCACCUCAGACGCCCAACAACACCCCGCCACAGACCACGGACGACUCCUUCGUAACUGAGCAGUCGGUGGAGGUGGAGUUCUGGCCGCUGGAGAGACAGCCGUCAUCCGUGGAGUGGCUGCCGGCCCAGGACCACCUGGAGCCGGAGCCCUCUCCUCCAGAGAGGCGGGAGGGCCAGGCGUAG
This is a messenger RNA of Echinops telfairi (small Madagascar hedgehog), 4028 nucleotides long. It is a transcript of the gene ATP8B3, whose product is annotated as ATPase phospholipid transporting 8B3. The record is from RefSeq and is a predicted model, not a curated record. Lineage: Eukaryota; Metazoa; Chordata; Mammalia; Afrosoricida; Tenrecidae. Gene Ontology annotation, cellular component: plasma membrane. Gene Ontology annotation, biological process: phospholipid translocation; Golgi organization. The coding region runs from base 39 to 4028 and encodes 1329 amino acids. Gene Ontology annotation, molecular function: ATP binding; ATP hydrolysis activity; ATPase-coupled intramembrane lipid carrier activity. The transcript is spliced from 27 exons.